Molecule: messenger RNA, 824 nt
Organism: Plodia interpunctella (Indianmeal moth)
Lineage: Eukaryota; Metazoa; Arthropoda; Insecta; Lepidoptera; Pyralidae
Exons: 4
Coding region: 128-721 (197 amino acids)
Molecular function (GO): protein binding; serine-type endopeptidase inhibitor activity
Source: RefSeq, a predicted model, not a curated record
GAAAUGAGAUAAAAGACACGUAAAUAGUGUCUAUAAAGCAAAAACGCAGAGGAACCAAGCCAGUCGACAGACAGACCGCACCGUGUUCACAUUUAUUUAUGUAUUUUUAAGUUAUAAUUAGUAAACAAUGAAAUCAACAUUCGUAGUUUUUCUAGUCGUGGUAGUAGCCAGCAGCGCCUAUGGAAAGGCGUUUAGGCACAAAAGACAAUCAGAUAACAACGAAGAUGGUCUAGAUGACAGGUACGGGUUUGAGAAUCGACGACCGUGGCAGAACCAAAACCAGUUGCCGUGGCAAAAUCAAAACGGAGGAGGUCAAUCCUCAUGGCAAAAUCAGAAUCAAAACGGUGGUGCACAAUUUCCAUGGCAAAAUCAAAAUGGCGGACGACCUUGGCAAAACCAAAAUCAAAAUCAGGGACAAUCUCCGUGGCAAAACCAGAACCAGAAUGGUGGCCAGGGACAAUUCCCUUGGCAAAACCAGAACCAAAACCAACUACCUACAACAGCAUCGACAACUCAGGCGCCUAAUGGAAAUGGGGGAUCUUCGAACGCGGAGUGUCUACGGAACUGUCCCGUGACUCCGGAGUACAACCCGGUAUGUGGCACUGACAACGUCACGUACACAAACCCUGGAAGACUGGGGUGUGCACAGGCUUGUGGUGUCUCCGUGUCCCUUCUUCGGUCAUCUCCGUGUCCGACCUCCACACCAGCUCCAUCCAGCUAAAUUAUCUGUUUAUUUUAUAAAAGUAUUUUAAUAACUUGUCGACUGAGAUAAUAUUUUAUUCAAUUAAAAAUUAAUUGUAAUAAAUUAAUACGAAUGAGGAAUA